AUGUUGGAAAGUUCAGAAACUAUUGAAGACGAUCGAAUAGUAGCAAAAUGUUAUGUUGAAUUGGGUGAUGUUACCAAAGAGAAAGGCGAAUAUGAUGAAAGUCUUCGGUAUCAUCGAAAGUCACUGGCAAUAUUUGAACAAAUUGCUGAUGCACUUAGUGUAGCUGACAGUCAUUUGAAUAUUGCAGCAGUCUACAAAGCCAAAGGUGAACUAAAACAAGCAAUGAGUGAGUAUGAAAAAGGAUUGACAUUAUAUGAAGAUGUUAUUGUGGAUGAUGCAAAUAAAAACAGUGAUAGUGGUACAGAUGUUUCUCUCAAUUCGUCUUCCUUCUCCGAUCGACAACAUACUAGAAGUCUUAGCAAGUCGGAUGAAACUUUACCACAAACAAUAUUAGUAAAUGUUAUAGAAAAAGAUAUUCAAUUAUCUUCUCCUGUACAUUCAUUAAAUGGUACAAUAAAUACGUCGAUAACUGCAUUGGAUUUACUCGUUCCAUCGACGAAAAAACCAAACGAAUUGAAAAAUAUUUCACAAUCAAUGACAAAUAUCAAUGAUUCUUCUCUAAAUCCAUCUGAAAAAAUUACCAAUGAACUCCCAGAGUCUCUUUCAUCUUCACACAUAUCUGACAUUCAAUGUAUCAAUGAUGAUGAUAUAUUACCUUCAGAUCUUGCCUAUGAAAAAAUGACAGUCGAAAUAACAUCUGAAGAGAAUUAUAUUUUUGAAACAUGUUUGCCAUGUCCGGAGCCAAACGAGUUGGUUAACCAAGAUUUAUUAGUAUUAGAGACGAAUCCCUUAUUGGAAGAAACCAAUAAUUGUAAUCAAUUGACUAAUAUUCAUGAAGACACAAUAUCGAACAAUCAUAAACAGGCUGACAGUACGCAACGAUUGUCGCAUUGUCUUCUAAAUAAACAGUUUCUAAUCAUUAUUCUUAGUAUUCUUCUUACCGGUGCUGCUUUCUGGUUAUUACAUAAUACUUCAAUGAAAUUUCUGCUAUCAUGUUCAUCGAAUAAGUUUCCUAUACAUAGAAAUUCUCGCAUUUAUAAUAAUGAUGAUUUAAGUGCACAACUUAAAAAAAUUUUACCUUGGCGAAAAAAUCAAAUUAAAUCAUUAAAUGAAGAUGAUCGACGAGCAAUUGAAGAAUUCUUAACUGAUUCUGAAAAUCAAACUAAAAUGACUGUGAAUAAAUUUCAACAAAUAUUGAAUAUGUUGGACUUAAAACUAGUAUUGAUACCACGAUAA
Messenger RNA from Rotaria sordida, 1236 nucleotides. NCBI's taxonomy places the organism in Eukaryota, Metazoa, Rotifera, Eurotatoria, Philodinida, Philodinidae. The record is from the annotation of a GenBank genome assembly.